Molecule: messenger RNA, 1230 nt
Organism: Epithele typhae
Lineage: Eukaryota; Fungi; Basidiomycota; Agaricomycetes; Polyporales; Epitheliaceae
Product: peptidase M24
Exons: 7
Coding region: 1-1230 (409 amino acids)
Source: RefSeq, a predicted model, not a curated record
AUGCUUGGACUACCUGGGUCCUGUAAAGACUUCUCCCACCUCGCCACCCACUGCGCUGAUGUCUCGCCCAUCGCCGCGGACUCGUUCGUGGAGCGGCAGGACGCCCUCGCCCGCACCCUCCACGCGCUGGGCGCCGCAGCGUACGUCGCCGAACCAGGCGCCAACGCCGGCUUUUUCGCCAACCUCACCGGCUCCCUCUGGCACCUCUCCGAGCGCCCUUUGCUGCUCGUGAUCCAGCCCCAGACGGACGGCCUCGGAUCCAUCCACGCCAACGUCUCCAUCCUGACUCCGACGUUCGAGAAGACCAGGGCGAUGUUGCUCCCUCUGCCCAGCGCGUCGUCGGUCACCUACACCGCCUGGCCCGAGGACAGUGACCCGUACGCGCAGGCGCUCGCCCUCAUCCCGAACCUGGAGGAAGCGAUCAUUUAUGUCGACGGAGGGAUCAGGAUGUUCAUUGCGGACAGUCUACAGAAGGCGGCGCCCCAGGCUCACGUUACGAUCGCGCCGGCUGAACUGAGGCAGUUGAGGGAGCGCAAGAGCGCCGAGGAGCUGGAAAUCAUGAAAUACGUGAACGAGGUCACAGUCCUCGCUAUCAGGGCCGCCCGGGAUCACAUGUACAUCGGCAUGCGCGAAUCCGAGGCAAUGUCCCUCGUUGUCAGUGCGUUGAGCACUGCGGGACUCAAGGAUACGUCCGCCCUGACUCUUUUCGGAGAGAACGCCGCGUUGCCUCAUGGAUCCGGAACUGAUCGCGUACUGGGCAAGACCGACUUCAUCCUCAUCGACACUGGCGGUGUGCUGCACGGAUACGAAAGCGACGUCACCAGAACCUUCGCCUUACCGCAGUCCGAAAUCUCUGCAGAGAAGCUGAAGCUCUGGAACAUCGUGCACAUGGCGCAAGCUCGAGCUCUAGAAACGGCCAAGAAUGGUACCGUUACUGCUGAGGUGGACCGCGAAGCUCGGAAAGUCAUUUCCGACGCGGGUUACGGCAAGUACUUUACGCAUAGGCUUGGUCACGGUAUUGGCAUGGAAGUCCACGAAUCACCCUACCUUCGCGGAGGCACCGAAGAUGUCAUCCUCACAGGCAAUUCAUUCUCCGACGAGCCUGGGAUUUACAUCGAGGGAGAGGUCGGAGUCCGACUCGAAGACUGCUUCUACAUCGACGACGACGGAGUCGCACAAUACCUGACUCAAGGCGUCGGAGGGGCUGCGUCUGGGCCAUGGACUCCAUGA